AUGGCACGAGCGUCCUCGCUCGCUCCGCUCUAUGCUGCGCUGGUCGCCAUACGGGUCUGGUCGGCGCUACGGGGCCACGCCUACAUCCACCCAGACGAGUUCUUCCAGAGCGGAGAAUCAGCCUUUGGCGACGUCUUCGGCCUCGACACGCGAAAGAUGUGGGAGUUCCAGCCCUCGUUUUCCUGUCGCUCCAUGGCUAGCCUCCGCCUCGUCAACCUACCCGCCUCCAUCUACGCCGCCCUCAGCCCGGAACGAGCACCGAAAGCCAGCACCCUCUUCUAUCUCCAGCGCCUCACCUUUCUUGCGGCUUCCUUCAUCCUCGACUACGCUGUCUUCUGCCUCGCGCCUCGCACCCGCCGCCUCUCUGCCCUCUGCCUGCUCGCGGCGUCGAGCUCCAUCCUUACCUUCCAGGUCCGGCCCUUUUCCAAUUCGGUCGAGUCGACAGUGCUCGCACUCAGCCUACUCGCCUAUCGCAGCGCUCUGGAGCACCUCUCGCCCCCUGCCGCCGUCGUGCCGAGCUCGCCUCAUUUGGCAUCCGCAGCGCUGGGGGCCCUCGCUGCCCUCGGCCUCUUUUCGCGCUUCACCUUUGUCCUCUUCUUCCUUCCGAUCGGCGUAGCUUUCCUCGUCACGCUGGGAACGAGCCCACGCAGUCGGCCCUCGAGCCGUCUGGCAGCUCUGCUCUCGGCAGCAGCUGCCUUUGCGACCAUUGCAGCCGCCCACGUUGCCUACGACUCGCGCUACUACGCUCGCGGGACCCGGUGGGUCCUUGCGCCUUUCAACGCAUUCACGUACAACAUGCGCACCCAGAACGUCGCUCUCCACGGCGUCCACCCGCGCUGGCUGCACGCGCUCGUCAACCUGCCGAUGAUUGUCGGGGCGGCGCCUGUCGCCACGCUCAUCUGGGCCGCCGUUGUGCGGUGCAAGAGGAGGUCGAGGUCAGGAAGCGUCGACAAGCGGGUCAGCGACAGGCCAGCACCUGGCGUGUCUAGCGCUGUGCUCUCAUCCAUCAUCGUCACUUCGCUCGUCGGCCUCUCGAUCUCGCCGCACCAGGAACCGCGCUUCCUCCUACCCCUCGUCGUGCCGACGAUCCUGCUCUUCCAUCGCCAUCUCGGCUCGGCGUCGUGGCGCGGGGCUGCUCGCGGGACAAAGACUGCCAUCCUGGUCCUCUUUGCCGUGCAGCAGACGCUCCAGCUCUUUUUCUUUGGCUUCGCGCACCAGGCCGGCCUCGUCCCGGCGCUCUUGCACAUCGACCGACACAUUGUGCCCGACCUAACCCCGCUCGAGGGGCGGACACAGACGCCGACCAAGAUCUACUUCUGGAAGACGUUCAUGGUGCCUCGCCAUCUUCUACCGUCCCUCAGCCGCAGCGACGAGGCGUCGACGGAUCGCCGGGCGCAUAUCGUGGCAUCGAACACGGUUACUGCCGUCGAGCUCGGCCGCGCGGUCCAGGAGGACCACGAGGGGGCGGCGACGAGCUUGAGCUACGUCGUCGCGCCAACCUGGGCGUUUCUCGAGCUGGCACAACACCUCGACUUCGCACGCGUCGACAUUGUCGAGACCUUCACGCCGCACCUCGACAUGGACCAUAUCCCCGAGAUGGUCGGCGCCGUACGCAAGACGAGCCCUAAGACGGGUCUCGGCCUCGUCAUCGCCACGGUGCAGCCAUGA
Pseudozyma flocculosa PF-1 is the source of this 1668-nucleotide messenger RNA. RefSeq lists its product as uncharacterized. Gene Ontology annotation, molecular function: alpha-1,2-mannosyltransferase activity. The coding region runs from base 1 to 1668 and encodes 555 amino acids. Gene Ontology annotation, cellular component: endoplasmic reticulum membrane. The transcript has 6 exons. Gene Ontology annotation, biological process: GPI anchor biosynthetic process. The record is from RefSeq and is a predicted model, not a curated record. NCBI's taxonomy places the organism in Eukaryota, Fungi, Basidiomycota, Ustilaginomycetes, Ustilaginales, Ustilaginaceae.